AGUAAUUGCUACAUAAUAGCAACAUGCAUAAUUUAUUGGAUAGACUAAUAAAUAAUCUUGUGAUUCAACCAGAUUGUGGUUGUUAUAUGGAUUAUUAGAUCAUACCUGAUUGAUUAUUGUGCUUAUAUUCAAGCUUUAUAAUUUGAGCUACAUUGUCCAUAUGUCAGACAUCUGACAAUACCUGCUAACUGGCAGUUUUGCCCAAUUUGAGGUAUAUGCACAUUUUUCUUUGUCUACCUACAGCACACAUUGUGAUAGAGUCCGCUAACUGCAGAAAAAUUUAGUUUUUGAAUUAUUCAGCCAAAACAAUACGUACCACUGGUAACACAUCUGUCAAUGAGUGGCAAUUCCAGCCAUCUGACAAUUACGCAUGCUAUUUUUCUUAACUUUGCAAUGAAACACAACAUUGUGAUUUCUCAGAAAUAUCCCACCAAAGGACACACACAAAUGAAAUGUGACUCUGUACACAGUUGCAUUUAUGGAAAACUGAGAAAUAGAGUUAUUGAAUUACCAAAUGACUAUGUCAAGGUGUCAAAAGAAGCUAGGACAAAACCAGAGCCAUAUGAGGUGAUCCAAUUGAGUUACUACUUCUUCAAGGACUACUCUCGAACAGAGGUGCAGCGAUACUCAACAAUUAGUCUAGGCAGGGACAAUGUAGUCACGGACAUCAAAGUACUAUAUUAUAAUCCCGAUGGAAAAAUUGAAGUGAAACUAGACUUCAGUGUAGAGUCUCAGGAGUUGCCUAUGAGACCAAAACAGCUACCCGUCAUUUCAGAUUAUAAGUGUUAUAUCUAAGGACUGUCACAUGUUUUACGACAAUUUGCCAUAUCUCAAGGAAAGAAGCUGAACAUUCAUUUAAGAUCAUGGUGUUGCUCAUAAAUGGAGCAAUUGGUUACUCAGAGCCAAGUGAUGCUGCAGAAGAUACAAAUCUAAUACUAACAGUAUUUGGAGCAGUGUUUUUGGGAUUAUCAGUGUUAUUAUUUGGUCUUUUUCUCCGAGCCACACGUCGUUUCUGCUGGCGUCGUAGGGGAGCUAAGGAGACCUCGCCUGGUGGCGCCAGUGCUCCAGGUGACUUGGCAGCUACGACAAAUCCGUCCACUGAUCUUCUUGUAGCUGCACAGUAUGCUCCAGUCCCAGAAGUGGCCAAUACUGGAGGUGCAUACAACGAGGCUGCUGGUAAUGGGGCUGAUGAAGAAGAAAGGAAAAGAUUGAUGAAUGGACAGGAGAAUACCAAAGAAAUCACCAACGAGGAUGCAGACAGGAUGGUAGAGAGCGAUCCAAGGAUAGUACUUCGCCCGUUGAACCCUCCCACUCAUGAAGAAGCAUAAGAUUAAAACGCUAAAACCCGCAACUGUACUUAAAACGCAUCACGUACUAUUACUUUUAUCAAAAUUGAGUGACCUGGUUUUGUAAAUCAAUGAGUUUCGACGGAUUCUUUGUUCUAUGAUUUUUCAUAAGGUAUUUUGCUUUAUUAAGAUAUAGCUGCUUUAGCUACUGUUACGAAAACACAAUUCUUACCGUUCAAAGUCUAAUUUAUCACUCUACACUAAUUUAUUACACUUGCAACUAAUGUAUGACAAAUUUAUAACCAUGUCGAGUGGACUGUGCUGACACGUUGAUCGCUGACUGUGACUGACUGCUUCCGCCAUCUGGUCGGGUAUUUACCUUCAAUCGGUGAAUACCAGAAGCCUUCUAGAGACAGCGCGAGCUUUGACGAAAUCAUCUAGGUGGCAGUAGAUUCAUUUCGAUGAUGUCGAACGAUCGAUCGAAGUUCCUUCUAGAGGCCGCAAUCGCUCACGCCCAGCCGCGUAACUCUGGUUGGCUAAGCGUCGAUCUCAUGUACGACGCUGCAUCGCUGGUACCCAGAGUUCCAGUUAUACGAGGGCGUUACAAUACGAUAGAUUACGUCUCGCGUUGACCUCACAAUUCCAAGACAGGUGGUACUCUAAUUCUCAUGUUGUCUUAUAUCAACGAGACAGUAUCGCAGAAGCUCUAACCUCUAACUACACAACUUCAUCUUUCGCCUUAAAAUACUCUUUAUAGUGAUGCACGGAUAAAUCCUGCCAAAACACUGUUGAGGGAAGCAUUUGCAUUGGGGUUAAUAUGGAGUUUAAAUGAAACUAUCCACCGGCAGGGAGAACAAGGAAAGAUACAUGAUCUUUAUUUGAGAAUACAUAAAUUUGCCCCAGAGUCUUCAAAGAGCUGCUAUAUGUUCAAAGGUUGGGAAUUUCUGUGUAUUUAGCAUGAGGAAAAAAACUGAUGACGUAGUGGACUUGGUGGUUGUGUUUCUAAAUCCUACUUGUGUCACAAGCAAAACAAGAGCUCUAUGCCACUUGUAUUUGAAACAACUGGACAUUCAGAAGAAAGGCAGACGACAUGAUAAUAUAAAGUUGCACAUCAACGGAUGCAGCGUGCACUUUAAGUUUUUUUUGUGAUUUCAAACGUUUGACCAGCUCUGUAUUUAUGUGUAGAAUUCUGUAGACAGUAUUCUAUUUUUCCAAUUUUGAUGUUAUAACCACAAACAUUAAUGAAUAAUAUCAAAUCUCAGUAUUGUAUGUGUAAAAAUGUCAUCCACUCUUGUACAAAGAUAUAUAUCAUUAGCGUCUAUUGAAAUCGUAUAUUUUGAGAUACGAUGUAUUUUCAUAAGGAGAUUUCAUAUUUGUUUUGAUGUCGUUGGAAAUCUCUUUUGCUAUUCUAACAUUGACAUCUCAUUAGUCGUAAUUCUCAUGAUGAGUUGCUUAAGAAGCACAAAAAUUACUUUUUGAAGGUUGUGAAAGAGGAAAUAAGUUCAACAGGGCACGUUUACUUUUGGAGAUCAAUUGAUAUUAGAAUUUUCAAAAAAUAUAUGCUCACUUCGCAAUUUAGCAUUUAUUCUAGGUAAACUACCCAGGAACCUGUAAUGCAGAUGCGAAACAAACAAUAUUUCUCCAUAUUGAGUUCUAUUUUGUAAAUGUAUCGAGUUAUAUUCUUAUUUCCUCUGAGAACGUUUAUAUAAAUAUCAGAUUCCAUCCACGUUUUUGUUCAACGUCUAUAAGGCUCAAAAGCUUGAAUCUCGUAUUAUUGUUUAAGUUUGCAUCGACUGAAAUUAUUUAUGAUAUAGUUAGUAUAAGUUUCAAUUAAUACAGCUUUAUUACUAUGACUACAUUUUUAUAUCUUUAUUUUGUAUCACAAAUAAAUAUUUCUUUGAUA
Molecule: messenger RNA, 3189 nt
Organism: Acanthoscelides obtectus
Lineage: Eukaryota; Metazoa; Arthropoda; Insecta; Coleoptera; Chrysomelidae
Source: the annotation of a GenBank genome assembly